AUGGCUUCUCCAAGGCGUUCGUGGUCGUUGUCUCUGCUGCCACCUGAGAUAAUACAAGAAAUCUUUUACAAGACUCCGGCGGAAGCUCUCGUCCUAUCAAAACCAACAUGCAAGAAACUCUACACUCUCAUCACCGACCACAGUUUCAUCUACAAACACUUCCAACGCACUCAAGAACACUUCAUAAGAGCCUCCGAUACGGUACAAAUCAUGGAUCCAAUAACCAGAAAAAUCUCAGUUUCACCAGUCCCAAACGAGUUAUUACGACAUCCAUUCAAGAUUGAUACUUUGGUCAACACACACAUGGUUCACUGCGAUGGGUUCAUGCUGGUUGCGUAUAAUAUGUUGAAGUACAGAGACGACGGAUCAAGAGACACCAACCUCGCGCUUUGGAAUCCUGUCUUGAGAAACAUCAGAUGGAUCGAGCCCUCACGAAGUAUCACGACCUCUGACUACCACGGGAUUGGAUAUAAAAACAAGCCUAGCGAUGGUUACAAGAUCUUGAGGUUUACUAGUCGCCUUUGGGAGAUUGAGCGUCAUGAAGAUGAACCAGAGGUUGAGAUUUAUGAGUGCAAAACGAGUUCUUGGAGGACGCUUGAUGUGGAACUUGAUGAGGGUGUGAUUAUCAUGCUUAACUGUGUGGCUGUGAUGGGUAACAUGUAUUGGGUUGCUUAUAGGGAUGAAGAAGUAGAAACAGAGUUUAUCUGGAGUUUCGAUUUCUCAGAUGAAUCAUUCAAGGAGAUAUGUUUCUGUCCUCCUUCUUAUGAUAUUAGUCACUUAGCUUCUUUAAAUGGAGAUAGCUUGUCUUUGUUAAAACAAGACGAAGUAUCAAGAACCAUUGAGGUGUGGGUUUCAAGCAAGUUGGGUGAUGGUGAUGGUGAUGUCUCGUUUAGCAAAUAUUUCAGUUUGUCCGGUCCUGACAUUCCGGCGUUACGGAUCGAUGAUGAGGCGGCUCGUCCUGUAUACUGCUUUGUGAAGACUAAGAGUGUUCUUGUAUGGUGCGUGGGAGUUGAAGGAGAAGGUGAUAAUGUUUGUCGUUGCCUUACUCUGUAUGAGAUUGAUGAGGAUGGGGUGAGAAAUGAUAAGGUGACAGAGCGUGACUACGUGCAUGACUAUUCUCGCUCCAACCUUUGUGGCUAUGUUUAUGUUCCAAGUAUGAUCCCUCUUCCAUGGGUAGGAGAGUAA
Molecule: messenger RNA, 1185 nt
Organism: Eruca vesicaria subsp. sativa (arugula)
Lineage: Eukaryota; Viridiplantae; Streptophyta; Magnoliopsida; Brassicales; Brassicaceae
Source: the annotation of a GenBank genome assembly